Molecule: messenger RNA, 999 nt
Organism: Sinocyclocheilus rhinocerous
Lineage: Eukaryota; Metazoa; Chordata; Actinopteri; Cypriniformes; Cyprinidae
Product: voltage-dependent T-type calcium channel subunit alpha-1I-like
Exons: 5
Coding region: 10-999 (329 amino acids)
Source: RefSeq, a predicted model, not a curated record
GUGUACCAGAUGGCUGCCAAAGAGGGCAAGGAAAGGGGCUAUGAUGAGUGCCUAAACACUGAAGAACCUGGAGGGAGAGGUCACAGCAGGUUACGGCGACCCUCUCGGGUUCACAGCUCUGGGACAGAAGAGGGGGUGGCAAUGAAUGGAGCCAGUUCUCAAAGUCCACAUCACAACACACCUGCUCGUCACAGCAUAGGUGGAGUUCCCAGCAGUAAUCAGGAGUACCCAGGGGUUUCUGGAGCUUCGAGCCGCUCUGCCACUCCCAUCCAUCUCCCUGCUGAAUUCUUCCACCCAGCUGCUGCGGCCCUCCCGGCACCCCCGAGAGGCCGACCGGGACACAAACCAAGAGGGCUCCGGCUAACUUCCCCAGCCUCAUGGGCAUCUCUACGCUCUCCUGGAGCAAACACCAGGCUGCUCACCACACAGUAUCCAUCUCACAGUGACUCCUCCCUGGCUACGGGCAGCUCAGAGAGCAGCCUACCAACCACCAUGGAAGAAGGGCUCAGUUUCAGCACCCAGCCACUGCUGGACACACUCCUUGACGAUCGCUCCAGCCUCUCCACAAAGACCCUGAGACCCAGCCCUCCAGCCACCCAGAACCUCCAAACUAUGAGGGGGCACCAGCGCAGCAAGAGCAGUUGUGAAAGGGACAUUAAUGCAGGAGGAACUCGGCAAGACUCCGAUGAGGAUGUAGGGAUGGUACGGUGCAGUUCUAACCAGACGUGCGACAGCCAGCAGCUCUCAGAGACACCGAGCAGCCUGUCGCUCACAUCGCUGCUUCUGCCGAGCUCUGUAGCGCCCCCGUCUGUGAAAAAGUGCAACAGCACGGGUAGCUUAGACCAGGGGACUCUCACAACCCAAGAAAGUGUGUUCAUAAAAGAGCCACAGGGUAAAAUCACCUGCCCCUGGAAAGAAGGAAGAAGAGAGAGUCAGUCGGAGGCAGCACAAGGAAAAGACGGGGAAAGGAGCAGUUUGACAUGUGGAAUUCCAUCUUAA